GGGGAGGCCGCGGCGGGGCCGUGCCGGUGGGGGCGGCCUGGGCUCGGCGUGAGCGGCGGGGCCGGUGCCUUCCCCGCAGGACUGGUGCCAUGGCGGCGGACUCGGAGGUGCUGCACUUCCAGUUCGAGCAGCAAGGGGAUGCCGUGCUGCAGAAGAUGAACCUCCUGCGGCAGCAGAACCUCUUCUGCGACGUCUCCAUUUACAUCAACGACACGGAGUUCCAGGGGCACAAGGUGAUCUUCGCCGCCUGCUCCACCUUCAUGAGGGAUCAGUUCCUGCUCAACCAGUCCCGGCAGGUGCGGAUCACCAUCCUGCAGAGCGCCGAGGUGGGCAGAAAACUGCUGCUGUCGUGUUACACGGGGGCUCUGGAGGUCAAAAAGAAGGAGCUGCUGAAAUACCUGACGGCCGCGAGUUAUCUCCAGAUGGUUCACAUCGUGGAGAAGUGUACAGAAGCUUUGUCGAAAUACUUGGAAAUCGACGCUUCCAUGGAGAACGGUAAUCAGGCUGCAGAGAGGUGUCAUUCCUCGGACGCCGAACUGAGGAACGGGGAGGAGGUUGUAGAUGAAGACUGUGAAAUAAUUGAGAUCUCGGAAGACAGCCCGGUGAAUGUAGAAUACCCUGUGAAACAGGAGAAUGGGGACGUCUCGCUGCCCACAGCACAGAGCUUGAUCUCGGAGAGGAAGGACGCAAAAACCCCAGAAAUAUCAACAGUUGAAAUCGGAUAUAAGGAUGACGAAAUCUGUAUUUUCAGAAUGGAUUCCAUGAGCGAAGCGAAUGUAGAAAAUGAUCAUUUUCCUCAGCCUUGCACAUCCUCUAAAACAAAUUUAUACUUCCCAGAAACCCAGCAUUCCCUGAUAAAUUCUACAGUUGAAAGCAGAAAUACAGAAAUGUCAGGAAAUCACUUUCAGGCUUUUGUCGGUGACAAUCCAGAAGGAACUUCUAGUCUGGUGAAUGGGUUCCAGAGCCUGGAUGACUCUGGCAAUUCAUGGCGGCACCAGUGUCCCAAGUGUCCGAGGGGAUUUCUGCAUCUUGAGAACUACCUUCGACAUCUAAAAAUGCACAAACUCUUCCUGUGCCUGCAGUGUGGCAAAACGUUUACGCAGAAGAAGAAUCUGAACCGGCACAUCCGGGGGCACAUGGGUAUCCGCCCCUUCCAGUGCAUGGUGUGCUUGAAGACCUUCACUGCCAAAAGCACACUUCAGGAUCACCUGAAUAUACACAGUGGUGACAGGCCCUACAAGUGUCAUUGCUGCGACAUGGACUUUAAACACAAGUCUGCUCUUAAAAAGCAUUUAACUUCUGUUCACGGAAGGAAUAGCAGCGAAAAAACAAACCUGAACGCUAUUACAAAAGUUAAAAUAGACUAUGAUUAAUAGAUGGGUGGUUGUGGAGCCAGGUUCCGCAGAAAGUUCCUGCCUCGUGAAAUUCUAGACAAAAUUCUAGAUACAGAUCCCCACGUAAUGGAGAGAAGCACAGGAAUGUGACCGGUGAUCAAAGACAGGCCUUGCGAGCAGUAAACUUGCCUGCUGUGUUAAGGUUGCUAUUGCUGUAAGCAUGAAAAAGGUGUUUACUAGUUAAAAGUAAACUGCAAAAUAAGGGAAAUUAUUUCAUGCUUCUCUUCUAUUAUUCUGGAGGCAUUCUGAAUUCACACAUCCCCCGACCCCCGAUUAUGUUUUACACUCCCCUGUUCGAAGGGCGGGUACUGCUGAUUUUCAAAGUGUUACUGAUACUGCAAUAAGCUGAAGCCUGAGCCGUGACAUUCCCGAUCUGUAACGGCUAAGGAGAGGAAUAUUUGUAUUUAUUCAGCAAGUCAGUCAUUCCCACCCAGUUCACGUAUCAUUUAUGGUGAAAUCAUCUUAUUUGCCCAAACUUUGCUAGAUCUUUCAACAGGAAGAAGGCAUGCUUUCAUACUCAAGUCUCUGAUGUUUAAGAAAGAACACCCAAUAGACAAAUAAUGAAGGAAGCUUUCAGAUUGCCUCUUACAAAUAGAGAAUUGGUAAAAGAGAGACAGACAGUAUUGCCUUGCAGUUAAUUUUUAACUGGAUAGUCUCAUUAGAAGGACUUGCUUUCAGUUUUAUGAGUUCUGAAUUUUUCUAAACUAAUGUUUUUUUCUCACACCAGUAUUUUGCACCUGUAUUUGACUAAUUCCUAUUAAGCUAGUCCUAUUUGUUGAGUUGUAACAUUUGCCUUCAUUUUUUACAAAUCUUAGAUACAUACACUAAUGUGAAAAAUUAAGCUGUGUGCUGUUAACGUUAAUAGCAGUUUCUACGUUAAUUUGGAAAAGCAAUCCUUUAUAUCUUAUUAGGAGUGGCUUAGACAUAGAGGUCUUCUCAUACUCUACUUCUGUGAUACAGUAAAACAGUAACUAUGUGUGUUUGGAUAGGAGUGUUUGUACUUUGUCAAAGGUCAUUUCAGUUUCAUCACAACCACUGAAAGCUCUGUAACGCCGAAUCUUUAUCCUGUACCUGUCUUUGACUGGUAUAUGUUUCUUCCACUUAAUGUGAUAUGAAUAAAGAGUCAAUUCAGUUGUUAAUAGGAGAUAAUGGUACUUACAUUAGAUUCUCUCCAGUUAGCAAAAAGCAGUAGUUCUUAAUCUUGUCUGUAUCACGAGGGUGCACUUUCCUUCAAGUUUCCAGAAGUGCUGAUAUGAAGUUCUUGCUCUGAGUCCAGAAGUCUGGCCCAUGUGCUCCAUAACCUGGCUGGUUUCAAUACAAGACAAUAGUUUUUAAUGUCAGUUAACAUGUUUAUCUUACAUUCCUUCCAUCCCCUUUUUCUGUGAGUGUACCAGCCAUUGCUUGGGGUUUUAUUUAUCAGCUUUGUGAGGGGUUGGGUGUGUACAAGAUCUACCGUGCAGUUUCCUGUUAUUAUCUGUAGUAGGCGUGGUCAGCUGUGCCAACAUUGUCACUAUCUUAAGAUCUAGGUAAUUUCAGUUGAAGAGUUUUUAAAAACUUGUUUCAUGAGGGGUUUUUCAAGCUCUUCAUCUGAUAUUACUAGCACUGAAAGUACAUAUUAGUUGGAUUGCGGCAAUAUUUGCAGGUCCCAGUUCAUACUAGGCCAUGUUGUGGUAGGCAGCAGAUGUCUUCCUUCAAAACCCCGUAGUCGAAAUAGGCAAGUAGCGUGUUCUGAAGCCGAGCACGCCACUAGAGCCAUAUUCUCCCAGAACUUCACAUAGACAGUUGACUGGUGAAGGACUCCAUUAUACUGGAUCACUGGAAAGGCGAGCGUGCCAAGCCUGCACAUGGGGGCAUCCCUAUGAAUAAUGACAGAAAUUACACCCCCCCAGUAAGCAGCACGUGUAACUGGGAAUUAAAACCACCUGGUUUAUCCAGGAUUUUAAGCAUAAGGCCCAACCUUUCACCAUCUCUGCUAUUGUUUCAUUUGCGAUUCGAGUUGAUAAUUUCCUUUAUUUUGGUGAUUUUUAUCUAUAGUAGUUGUAGUUAAAAUUGUCAUGACAGUUAGUUACCAUAAUUAAAAGGUUUGGGAGUCAUCUAUGGUGCAGCCACCUGGCAUUUUG
Molecule: messenger RNA, 3514 nt
Organism: Athene cunicularia (burrowing owl)
Lineage: Eukaryota; Metazoa; Chordata; Aves; Strigiformes; Strigidae
Gene: ZBTB6
Product: zinc finger and BTB domain containing 6
Exons: 1
Coding region: 90-1373 (427 amino acids)
Biological process (GO): regulation of transcription by RNA polymerase II
Molecular function (GO): protein binding; RNA polymerase II cis-regulatory region sequence-specific DNA binding; DNA-binding transcription factor activity, RNA polymerase II-specific
Source: RefSeq, a predicted model, not a curated record